AUGGAUACCAAAAGAUCAGAACUAGCGGAACACAUCGCACGGACUCGAAACGAGAUCAAUUGGAGGGCAACAGAAAGAAGGACCCAAUAUGGUGACAGCAAAAGGAAGCAGAAGUUUAGGAAGGCCAAUGACAUCCUUGGGGAGAAAAAUCUAAUGAACAGGAGAUUGGAGGAAGGUAAAGUUAGCGAGUGGCUAGCGUGUCAAGCUCCCAUCCUGCACUGUCGCAGUUCGACUCCCGCUGAGGGUGUUCAUAUGACCGAUGCGAGGUCGAAACUGCAGUCCACUUUGGAUGAGAACAACUUUUGUAAAGCAAGGCUAUGUAAAAUUCAAUGGAAACCUCAGCUCUAG
Protopolystoma xenopodis is the source of this 348-nucleotide messenger RNA. The record is from the annotation of a GenBank genome assembly. NCBI's taxonomy places the organism in Eukaryota, Metazoa, Platyhelminthes, Monogenea, Polystomatidea, Polystomatidae.